AUUUAUGCGACCUCAAGGGGAAUACUGUUAUUAUAUUACCCUGUUCGAAUUCCCUCACCGGAGAGGAGGGAACACGUCUCUCGAGAAGGAACCUAGUGAGAGAAAGAGAGAGAGAGAGAGAGAGAGAGAGAGAGGGGGGGUGGGGCGGAAGAGUUCGCCGGAGAUGAUGGAGGCGAACGCGACGGUGGCGGUGGCGGUGGCGGCGCCGUCGAUCGGAGGCUCGCCGGAGGUGGUGUCGCCGCCGGGGAAGGAGCAGCAGGUGGCGGGGGCGGGGAUCCUGCUCCAGAUCUCGAUGUUGGUGCUCGCCUUCGUCCUCGGCCACCUCCUCCGCCGCCACAAGUUCUACUACCUCCCCGAGGCGAGCGCUUCCCUCCUCAUAGGAUUACUUGUUGGAGCGCUUGCGAAUAUAUCAAACACGGAAACCAGUAUCAGGGGAUGGUUCAAUUUCCACGAGGAGUUCUUCUUCCUGUUCUUGUUGCCUCCUAUCAUAUUUCAGUCAGGAUUCAGCUUGGCACCGAAACCGUUCUUUUCCAAUUUUGGAGCUAUUAUCACAUUUGCUAUUCUCGGAACGUUCAUUGCGUCAAUUGUUACGGGUAUUUUAGUGUACCUAGGAGGUUUGGUGUUUCUCAUGUAUAGACUACCACUUGUUGAGUGCCUCAUGUUCGGUGCUCUUAUCUCAGCAACUGAUCCUGUCACCGUGUUAUCUAUAUUUCAGGAACUUGGCACUGACGUGAAUCUCUAUGCCUUGGUUUUUGGAGAGUCUGUUCUAAAUGAUGCAAUGGCGAUUUCCUUAUACAGGACCAUGUCAUCUGUAAGAAGCAAUGAUUCUCCAGGGCAGAAUUUUUUCCUAGUUGUGCUGAGGUUUCUUGAGACAUUUGUUGGAUCAAUGACUUCAGGUGUCGGGGUCGGAUUUGUCUCUGCUCUACUAUUUAAGUAUGCGGGGCUGGAUGUUGAAAAUCUUCACAAUUUGGAGAGCUGUCUUUUUGUCCUGUUCCCAUACUUCUCGUACAUGCUAGCUGAGGGCCUUGGCCUCUCUGGUAUAGUUUCGAUAUUGUUCACUGGCAUCAUAAUGAAGCACUAUACAUUUUCAAAUUUGUCAGAAAAGUCUCAAAAUUUUGCUGCUGCUUUUUUCCACUUGCUGUCAUCAUUAGCUGAGACCUUUGUAUUCAUAUACAUGGGCUUUGAUAUCGCCAUGGAGCAGCAUAGUUGGUCCCAUGUUGGGUUUAUUUUUUUCUCAAUUCUUUUCAUAGUAGUUGCGAGGGCUGCAAAUGUCUUUUCCUGUGCUUACUUGGUGAACUUGGUACGGCCAGCACAUCGUCAAAUACCUGUGCAGCACCAGAAAGCACUUUGGUAUAGUGGACUAAGAGGGGCGAUGGCUUUUGCCCUUGCUUUGCAGUCUGUUCACGAUCUUCCCGAAGGACAUGGUCAGACGAUUUUCACUGCCACCACAGCAAUUGUGGUUCUAACUGUACUUUUGAUUGGCGGUUCUACGGGAACAAUGCUUGAAGCUCUAAACGUUGUUGGGGACAGUUGCAAUCAUCCUUUAGAAGAAAAAAUGGAGGGAAACAAUGGCAACAUUGAGUUACUAUAUGAUGAGGGAACUUCAUCCGGAAGCAGGCUAAAGAUGAAACUCAAAGAGUUCCACGAAAGCACUGCAUCUUUCACAGCAUUAGACAGAAACUAUCUCACUCCCAUUUUUACUUCUCAAAAUGACGACCAUGAUGAUGAGGAUCCUGCAGAUGAAGUGCCCCAAAAUUCUAGAAGAUCCAGAGGUUUCCGAGAUCAUGGGUGAAAGAAUGGUGCUUUUGUUAUCAGCUUGUAGCAAGGAAUAGGACUCAUCGCUACAGUUUGGUUGAGCACCCUAUUGUUUUUAGGAGAGAUAAUAGGUUAUGUGAAAAAAAGAAGCUACUGACGGCAAAGCAUAUAGUCUCUACAGGAAAUGGACACUGGUAGGUUUGUUGUCCACAUGUAAAUAUGAACUAUAGCAAAUACUAAAAGCAACGAAUAACAUUUCUAUACAUGUGAUCAGAUUGAGCAAGCAUUUUAGUUGUGCUUGGUCUUUUAGUCA
Ananas comosus (pineapple) is the source of this 2068-nucleotide messenger RNA. RefSeq names its product sodium/hydrogen exchanger 6-like. Lineage: Eukaryota; Viridiplantae; Streptophyta; Magnoliopsida; Poales; Bromeliaceae. Gene Ontology annotation, cellular component: membrane; endosome. The transcript is spliced from 22 exons. Gene Ontology annotation, biological process: sodium ion transport; regulation of pH; proton transmembrane transport. The coding region runs from base 5 to 1792 and encodes 595 amino acids. The record is from RefSeq and is a predicted model, not a curated record. Gene Ontology annotation, molecular function: sodium:proton antiporter activity.